CCCCGCCCUCACAGAGACAGUAUUAACAGUGCAGCGGGACACGGAGACUGACGCUGAAGCUAAAGCAGUAUAAACUGUUUAUAUAGCGCAUUUCGGACGAAGUGUUGUGCGUGAAUGCCAAAAAAACCACAACCAUACAGGCCAGUCUGUUGAGUGGUGACAAUAAAUGGGUUAUUCCCAGAAAGUUAUUGCAUCUUCGUUUUCGUCUCUAAUCGGACAGUCUUUGGUGGGUCAGCACCCUGAGCUGGCAACUUGUCUUAUUGUCAGACAUCAUAAGGAGAGAGAAUAAGGAUCUCCGCAAAGUCCUGCAAAUGUUACAGCAGGAAAGGGGCACAGCUCAGAGCUCAAAUGACCAAUAUGCAAAGGAGCUUUCUCAGCUUAAGCAGCAAAUGAGGCAGCUGCAAAUUCAGAUGGAGCAUCAACGUCCUGAAAGUCAGCCCCUUUCACCUGCCACCCCUACGAGGCAGUAUAGCUCCAGUCGUCCUAUACCUGCACCACGCUUCCAGCCACAAGCACGUUAUGAUAAACCACGCUUCAGACCUGUACCAGCUCCGCGCUUCAAACCGCAAAAGGAGUAUCAGACUGAGGACAAGCUUCAAAGUCCUCCACACCACCCAACUCCAGCAUCGACCUCCAAUAUUAAACAGAGCUCUUCUUACCACUUUAGGCCACAAGGGGUUAAGAGAUCAGAGGCACAUUACUCCCACAGACAAGAAUACUUAAAUCCUCCAUACUGGGUCUCUCAAGAUACCGCAAAGCAUCCACAAAUGCCAUGCCGGUCACUUACGCCAUCACCUCCCCCUGAAAUAGAACUGAUGUAUCGAGGUCCAACCCCUACGAUCCCUGACUUCAUACAUCCAAACCCAAGAGAGUUCUCGCGACUAAAAAUUGCACUGGAAAAUAUCCUCCCAGCUAAUGCGACAGAAAGAUUCAAAUUCCAGAUACUGAUGGACCAUCUGAAAUUAGAGGAGGCUCUGCUAAUUGCUGACUCAUACUGCCAUUCGCAACACCCUUACACAAGGACAAUGGCUGCUUUAGAUCAGCAGUUUGGUCAGCCACAUCAACUAGCUCUACAACGGAUUGCAGAGUUAAUGGAUGGCACAAAUAUAGCUAGUGGAGACCAGAAGGCCUUUAGACUUUUUGCUCUCAAGGUCCGUUCUCUGGUUGGCAUGCUGGAACAAUUAGGCAAGACGGGCCAUUUCGAGUUACAUUGUGGGUCUCAUGUGUCUCGGCUGCUUGGGAAGCUUCGCAUGACCUCAGAUCAGGUUUUCGGAGAAUGGCUGGAGUUUGAAAUCCAAGUUCAAGAGGACACUACAAGGUUUGCAAGCAAUCAACAUAAAGGGCCCUUAACACGAACAAGAGAGACUAUCAGAGACUCUAAGCCAGCCGCUAAACGCACCACAAUCUUUCUGAGCACAGAGAAGGCGAUUUCUGAGUCUACACUAUCUGCUUCACCAUCUAAGACUUCUCUAAAACCCUACUGCACCUACUGUGACAACAGUAAGCACUCCCUCAACAACUGUACCAACUUCAAGCUGCUUACUAAAGAUCAAAAACGAAGCUGGGUCAAAGACAACAACAGAUGUUGGCGCUGUGGUAGAACUCAUAAGUCAGCAGAAUGUAACCUAAAAAUGCGAUGCAGACAGUGCAACAGCCGACACCUCAUGGCUCUGCAUGACAUCAGUGCUGGGAAGCCUGAUAAUCCAAAGCCUGUUCACGAUGACACUGCUGAUACCAACACCUGUCUGCUCAACACUAUGAAUGAGAUUCUCCUGAUUCAUAAGCCGCCUACCAGUCGGAAAGUUCUACUUAAAAUCAUCAAAGUGAUUCUCAGAAAUGGAAAGAGGAAAAUGGAUGCAUAUGCAAUUCAGGAUGAUGGAUCUGAGAGAACUAUCCUCCUCCACAAUGCAGCUCAGCAGUUGGGCCUUAAAGGUCAGCCUGAAGACCUUCCCCUUGAACAGUCAGGCAGGAGUUUCAAGUUCUCAGAGGUGCAGCAAUCUCAUUUACAAUCUCCCCAAUGGCUCAGCCCACUAAACAGUAUCGCAUCAAAGGUGCCUUCACUGCUCAACAGCUAA
This is a messenger RNA of Xyrauchen texanus (razorback sucker), 2075 nucleotides long. RefSeq lists its product as uncharacterized. NCBI's taxonomy places the organism in Eukaryota, Metazoa, Chordata, Actinopteri, Cypriniformes, Catostomidae. Bases 312 to 2075 code for a protein of 587 amino acids. The record is from RefSeq and is a predicted model, not a curated record. The transcript has 3 exons.